AUGGUGGUAAUAUUUGAAGAUUUAUCAAAUGAAUUAAUUUUAAAUAUAUUUGAGUAUUUUAAUGUCUAUCAACUUUAUAUACCAUUUGGACAGCUAAAUAGUCGUUUCAGUUCAUUAUUUAAUAGUGCUGGUAUUCAUUUUGAUCUUGAUCCUAUUCCAAUGAAUGAAUAUGCAUCAUUUUCAUUAUUACUUCAACCUAUGAAUAUUCUAUCUUUUACUUCACGUAAUUUAGAAAAGACACGUUGGUGGCUUUUUUAUAAUAAUGAAGCUCUACAACAAUUUUCUAAAAUUCGUGCACUUACAUUAGUUAAUGUUACUUAUGGAAUAAUCAAUCGACUACAUGAACGUCUUCCUACCCUGAAGAAUACACUGAUUUACGUCAAUAUCUCUGGUUGGUAUCUUUUUAAAAAUAUCAUCUUCUAAACAAAAAUCUUAGUUGACACAUUUUUGAACUCAGCAUCAAGAAAAUAAUGACAAGAUUAUUAUCAGAAUGAUGGAAUUCAUAAUAAUUUUUGUCAUAAAAUGGCUUGUUAUGCAUAGAAUAGUUCCCACUUUGAUGAACUGCAUAUUUUUCUAAGAAUUGGAUGGGAGUGAUCAGUUGUUUUCUGAAAACUAUGUCUUUGAUUACUUGGAUUUUUAUACGAGGUUAGUUCGUCUUUUGAGAAUCUGCUUUUUUCAUUCUAGUAUUAAGUUUCUUGUAGUUCCAUUCGAGUAUAUUUGAGCAGCUGAUAAACGUAAUACAGAAUGAACCAAUUAGAAAUCUCAUCGGAAGCUUGAAAAGAAAUGCCUUAUAGAAUCAACUCAGUUAAAAAUAACUGCUAAAAAGAUUGAUUCCCAAUAGGUAUUUGAUAACUUGAGCUCCACAGUUCGUGACAGUUACAUCUGAAAUUUGUUUAAAAGUUCCUAGAACUUGUAAGUGUUCAACAAGUUAUCAAUGGUUACUUUUAUGGGUACCGUUAGUUAGUCGACAACCUUUUCUAUUGACCAAUCAGAUUCAAGACGUGUUACGCUUUAAUUUGCACUUAAUCUUAAAGACGUUCGAGUUCGUUUCAUGUUAAAGCAUAACUAACUUUUAUUCUUCUUUUUCGAUAGUUUAUAAAUAACAAAAGGAAAAGAA
Messenger RNA from Rotaria sp. Silwood2, 1117 nucleotides. The record is from the annotation of a GenBank genome assembly. Lineage: Eukaryota; Metazoa; Rotifera; Eurotatoria; Philodinida; Philodinidae.